UUUUAGGUAAUGAAGGAGAGCCUCGAGGCCAGGGCACACUGUCAAGAUGAAAGCUUGCUGGAUGUUCAUGAUCCUGCUGAGCUGCAGGUUAUCUCGUGCCACUGACUCUCACAGCAUCUGCGCGUGCAAAGAGCAGCUGAAGAUUGUCUGCGUCCCCCCUGGACACAAUGUUUCAGUGCCCUGCCCCAAGCUGAUUGACAAAGAGGUGACCUUAUACCUUUAUAAAGAAGAAGAACUGUUUUACGACCGCACAUGCACCCCUGACAAAAACACAGCCAACUGUAAAUCACAAUACACCAGCGAGUACGUGGAGCUGCAUGAAAACACUGAGAAUAAAUCAGUGAACUUCAUGCUGACGAGAGUGAACGCCAGCAGCUACGGCAUCUACAGGUGUGAGCGUGUCAUCGUGUACCCUCCCCCCCUCCUCAAAGAAGAGAGCACUCUGAGGAUCCUGCUACGGGUAGAAGGACACCAAUGCAAAGUCAGUAAAACGAGUCCACCAACCAACAAACCAGCUGAAGGUGAACCUCAGAACCAGGAUCCUCUCUGGGUUUGGGUUCUGGGGCUGGCCCUCGCUGUCCUCUACGGUGUGACUGUCACCAUUAUCGCCGUCAUCAUUCGGGUGAAGUGGAGCAGGUCAGACUCCCAGAGUGACUACAUGAACACCAAACCCAAAGCGGGGAGGGACCACAAAAAGAAAAGAGGGGUUCAGAACCCACUUCCACACUUCUGAUCCACAUGCAUCAUCUCACCGUUUGCACAGCAAUCCCUGUUAGUGUGGAUAUGAAUACAGUGGUGGGAAAGGGAUUAAAUAUUAAUCUUUAAUAUCACACUGAGAAAUGACUUCACUACAAGUAAAAGUCCUGCAUUCAAAACUUAGUCCAAAAGUAUCAGCUUGUUAUGCAGAAUGUCCACUCUCAAAUCUCUAUAUUUAUUGGUUUAUUAUUGAUCAAUUUAUGCAAGCGGCAUUUUAAUUUUCUCAAGGUGGGUCUCAUUUUAUCUACUUAGUACCCUGUUAUGAACAGUGGUGGAAAACAUAUUCAGAUCCCUUACUUCCCCUACCCUUCUAAUGCACAACAUGGGUCAAAAAUGACUCAUUCAUCCAAAUUUGAUUUAAAAUUAAAUGACCUAAUACUAUAAUAAUAGUCAUUUGUUACUUUGUUACUUUCCACACUCAUAUAUUUAAUAUAUUUAACGUGUUUAUGUAUCAUUUUGUCACACAUACAGUGUAUCUUGAAGGUAUUAACAGAGCUUCACUUUUCCACAUUUUUUUAUGUUUCAGCCUGAUUCCAAAAUUGAUUAAAUUAAUUUUUCCUUAAAAAUAUACACACAAUACCCCCAUAAUGACAUUUU
This is a messenger RNA of Centropristis striata (black sea bass), 1353 nucleotides long. RefSeq names its product T-cell-specific surface glycoprotein CD28. Gene Ontology annotation, cellular component: external side of plasma membrane. Gene Ontology annotation, biological process: T cell receptor signaling pathway; regulation of T cell proliferation. Bases 47 to 733 code for a protein of 228 amino acids. NCBI's taxonomy places the organism in Eukaryota, Metazoa, Chordata, Actinopteri, Perciformes, Serranidae. The transcript is spliced from 4 exons. The record is from RefSeq and is a predicted model, not a curated record.